UUUCUACACCGAGUUCUUCCAGGAAAUCAACAUCUCUGUAGUGUUAAACCUACCUUAUCUCAAUCUCUCUAGGUAUUUUUUUCAACUUUUAUUAGAACUCGGACCGGGCCUAGGACAAAGGCCGCCUAUACCAGGCCCAGUCCGUCACCGGGCCUAACAGAGUUAAAUCCGCGUUCUCCAAUCAUGCAACCUAAAUUGGUGGUUAUCAUCUCCACCUCUCUCUCUGGCUUUCUCCAAAUAAAACGCUUUAUUAACUCCCCUAAAACCUCCUAUACUUCUUCUGGAUUUCACUCUAUCUCCUCCCCAGUUCCUAUAUCUUUUUUUUUCACUCUAAACCGAUAAAAGCAAACCACUGAAGAAACAAAAAAAUCGAUGAAGCAAAUCUGUAAAAUGGAUUUAUGAUAACCCAAGUUUUGCUGACUGCUGACGCUUUCUCAGUUUACAAGUGAAGAGCUUAAAAGGGCUACCCCAAAGGCAAAACCGCGAUCUUUUCUCUCAUAGUAAAUCUCAGUUUCUCUCUCGCUCGCUCGCUCUAGAAUCCCGAUCUCAAUGAAACCCCUACUCAGAACCAUAACCAGAGGCCUCUCCUCCAUGCCUUGGAUUUCUCCUCUCCUUCACCCUCCAAAACCACCACCCUGCACCUCUCUAAUCACUCCUCCUGAACCCCCUAAACCACCCAAGUUCGUUAACCAUGAAACCGCAAUCGAGCUCAUUAAAAACCAGAGAGACCCACAAAGGGCCCUUGACAUUUUCAACAGAGCAAAGGCCCAAAGAGGCUUCUAUCACAACCACCAAACCUACUCCACCAUUCUCCACGUUCUUGCAAAGGCUCGCAAAUUCGAUGCAGUGGAGGGCAUUCUCCGGCAGAUGAGCCUUGAGCCCUGUCGUUUCUAUGAAGGCCUCUUCCUAAACCUCAUGACCCAUUUCUUCAAAUCCCAAAUUCCAAACAAAAUUGUUGAAACUUUUUACAAAAUCACUCCUUUUACAGGUUCUCGCCCCUCUCUUAAGGCCCUCAGCACUUGUCUCAAUUAUCUUGUUGAGCUUUACCAGCUCGACAUGGCUAAGACCCUACUGACCGAUCUUAAGAACCUCAAGUUAACACCCAACACCUGCAUUUUCAAUAUCUUUGUGAAAUAUCAUUGCAGAAACGGAGAUAUGGAUAGCGCAUUCUCAGUUGUUGAGCAAAUGAAGAUGAAUAAUUGCGCCCCUAAUGUGAUCACAUACUCCACUCUCAUGGGUGCAUUGUGUGAUGAUGGUAGGAUUGAGAAUGCCAUUGAACUGUUUGAGAAAAUGAUUUCUCAAAACAUUUUGCCUGAUUCUGUGGCAUAUAAUGUGUUGAUAUCUGGGUUUUGUCGAAAGGGGAACAUUGAGGGGGCCAAGAAAAUCAUGGGUUUUAUGAGGAGAAAAGGGUGUGAACCCAAUCUCUUCAAUUACUCGACCUUGAUUGAUGGACUGUGUAAGGGAGGGAGGUUAGAGGAGGCGAGGUCAACUUUCAAGGAAAUGAAGCUAAGUGGGUGUUGGCCUGAUUCCAUCACAUAUACUGCCCUUAUCAGUGGGGUUUGUAGAGAAGGUAGGGUUGAUGAGGGGCUAGAAUUGAUGAGAGAGAUGAAGGUGGGGUGUAAGAUUGAUGUUGUUGUUUUCAAUGUGGUGAUUGGGGGCCUAUGUAGACAGAAUAGGUUUGAAGAUGCCAUUAAGAUGCUGGAGAGGAUGCCCCAUGAGGGUGUUAAUCCAAACAAGGGCAGUUACAGGAUUGUGUUAAAUUUCUUGUGCACGGAAGGGAAGGUUGAUUUGGGAUAUGGGCUGCUGAAUUUGAUGCUCGGAAGGGGCUUCUUGCCCCAUUUCGCCACCUCAAACCAGCUACUGGUUUCUCUCUUUAAGGAAGGGAGAGUGGGUGAUGGAGUCAAGGCUCUGCACAAUUUGUUGGAGAAGGGGGUUAUACCUGAUUCGGGUUCUUGGGCAUCCUUUGUUGAAUCAGUUUGCAAGGAGAGGAAAAUUUUGAGAGCAGUUGAAUUGCUGGAUGAUAUUUUGGAUCACCGAACUGAAAUUAUCACUAGUGUGAAUUCAUCAAUUGGUGGAGAAGCGGUUUAUACCUGAUAGGAAUUUGUGAUCUCCCUUCAUUUCUGAGUUUUGGAUUGUCACAGGGAAGUAUAUAUAUUUAGUUUAUUGUAUGAUUCAUGAAGACUCGGUUGAACAUGCAUCAAAUGGCUCCCAAGAAAUGUAAUUGGUGGGAGGGUGUUGACGUAGCAUGAAAUUGCCCCCUCAGAUGCAACUUUGUUUACUCGUAUCUCUUAACAACGGAAUCUGCUUCAA
Molecule: messenger RNA, 2310 nt
Organism: Amborella trichopoda
Lineage: Eukaryota; Viridiplantae; Streptophyta; Magnoliopsida; Amborellales; Amborellaceae
Product: Pentatricopeptide repeat (PPR) superfamily protein
Molecular function (GO): protein binding
Source: RefSeq, a predicted model, not a curated record